Molecule: messenger RNA, 561 nt
Organism: Musa acuminata subsp. malaccensis (wild Malaysian banana)
Lineage: Eukaryota; Viridiplantae; Streptophyta; Magnoliopsida; Zingiberales; Musaceae
Source: RefSeq, a predicted model, not a curated record
GCCUCCCUCCGCCGUGGGCGUCCCUCCCGCCACCGCGACGACCUGUUCCUCCUCCUCUUCGCCGACUGCAGUCGCCACGGCCUGGCCGCUGCUUACCUCCCCUCCCGCGCCUGCUGGCUUCCCCUCCCCCUCCCCCCUUUGCUUAACCACAUCCACGCCUCCGACGGCUGCCUCGUCGUCGCCGCCACCGGGAAGAACUCUGGCGAAGAUGUCGUCUGCGUUCUAUUUUCCCGUACCGUAAUCCCGAUCCUUCCCCGGAUGCCCCAUUCCUACAUCCUCGCUCUGAUUGCCGACGAGGCCUCAUCCGAUUUCAGGAUCGUGGCCGUCGGCAGCCAGAAGCCCGUUGGGAACGCCCUUAAUGCCGUCUACGUUUCCUCCCAGGUUUACGAUUCCCGUUCUGGCCGAUGGCAGCCCAAGGGGCAGCUGCCGGGGCACUACGCCAUGCUCGGUAACGCGGUUUUCCUGGAUGGCUUGUUGUUCGUGCUCGGCCGCCUCCUGUGUUUUGCUUGCAUUUGUUGGUAUUUGAGGGGAGGCUGUUCUGUUGGUCUGGCAGCCAUUUAG